This is a messenger RNA of Limulus polyphemus (Atlantic horseshoe crab), 5501 nucleotides long. RefSeq names its product Bloom syndrome protein homolog. Gene Ontology annotation, biological process: double-strand break repair via homologous recombination; DNA replication. The transcript is spliced from 24 exons. Gene Ontology annotation, molecular function: ATP binding; 3'-5' DNA helicase activity; four-way junction helicase activity. NCBI's taxonomy places the organism in Eukaryota, Metazoa, Arthropoda, Merostomata, Xiphosura, Limulidae. Bases 158 to 4387 code for a protein of 1409 amino acids. Gene Ontology annotation, cellular component: chromosome; cytoplasm; nucleus. The record is from RefSeq and is a predicted model, not a curated record.
UUCCAAAUAGGCGUCAAAGUGAAGGAAAAAUUAGACUCUUAAGUCUUAGAGUAUGUAGAAAUAUAUAAUUUAUAAAUAAACGACUACAGUUUUAUUGCUGAUAAAAAGUUAAUCUUACACAAUAACUUGUCUGUGAAUAGUGCUGCUGCUAUAAGGCAUGUCUAAUUUACCCAAGAACAACUUAGAAGAACAUCUAGCUCAGUUUGCUGCAUCCAAAAAGAUAGAAUUUAAUGUCACUUCUUCAGCAUCUACAAAAAGAAACUUCACAUUUCGGAAAUCGCUGAGCCUAAGUAAACAUAACUCAAGAGGUGAAGAACAAAACAAACCUUUAAAGAUAGAUCCAGAAUGUUUUCAAAGCAAGAUUACUGCAAUUCAGCAAACAUCUUUACAUUCAUUUUUCAAGAACUGCAAUACUUCUUCAGUAAAUAAAACUGUAUGUGGUGACCCUGGUGAUAUGGAAUUUGAUUCAGCUCCUACAAGUAUGCCUCGUCCAAUUGCCACAGUUACACCACAAAUGCCUUCAAGACAACCAUUGACCACAAUGACUAAUUUCAGGAAAAAAAGAUCUCCAUCUUCAAUUGUUUGUCAACCUAAAACAAAUGCAAUGGAAAACUCCUUCAGUAAGAAUUCUGUACUGUCCAUUCCUGUAGAUAAAUAUGACUUGGGAUAUUUUGAAACUGUUUCCCAGAGAGCUGAUGAGAAAAAUCUUGCCAGACCUAGCUUAAUGAAGAAAAGUAUGUCUGUUGCUUACAUACCAGAAACUCAGCAUCCUUCCAGUGUCAAAGCUAGUGACACGUGUAAUGUUGACCAUAGUGCUGGAAUUGAUGAAGAAUAUAUUACUUUUCCAACACCCUCUCCACCCAGCAUAGAACAAAUUGACAACGACACAGGUAAUUCAUCUGAUGGUGAUUUUGAAUUGCCUGUUUUUGACACAUCAUCUUCAUCUGUGGGUAAAAGAACACAUAUUCCCAAAUGUAGGAGAAGCAGUUCUAAAGAUGAUGAAAAAAUUACAGAUAAACUCUUCCUGAAGUCUCAGCCUUCGACUAUAGCUAUGGCAGCAGAUCAUGGUGAACAGCCAGAAAACAAAUUUAAAGAGAGAGAUGAGGAAGAACUACACAGUACUGAAAGUGUCCUCAAGGAUAUGUUGUUUGAAGUGAUGUCAAAAAUUUGUGUGGUUAUUGAAAAACAACCAGCACUUCUACAAAAGUUUCCAGGUUUAACAGAAUUGUUUGAAAUCAGGUCUGAAGUGGUUAGUAAACAGAAGGAACUAGAGGUUGUUUUGAAGAACAAAAGCAAACAGACACCUAAUGCAUCCCUUUCUUCACGUCUGUCUUCACUUUGUCACACUACUCGUCAAAAGGAUUCUUUAACUGUCACUUCAGGAUUAAAAUCCCCUCAUCUUUCAAUUUUCUCUUCGAAGUCAUUGUAUGGGAAGAAUAUUUAUCUUGAAACAUUUUCAAGGACUGCAAAUAGCCCUUCUUUCUCAGGUUAUGCACCUUGUAAAAGUAAUGGUGUUCAGAAACUUAGUCCAAUACCAAUCUCUACCCAACAAUGUUCACAAAAUUCUUCAGCCAUGACAUCCACUUCUCCGAAAGCCAUUAGGCAGCUUACUUUUGGGAAACAAAUACAAACCUCUCCUGGAGUUCAGUUUAAAAGUAUGCAUUCUUCAGAGAUUGUUGGACAAAGAGAACUACAAUCUUUCCAACCUCAUUCAUCCAGUGAAAACUCUUUGUUGCACAAGAACUGUGGACCAGAAACACAACAGAUUAUUGAAAACAUUGAAACUCAAAAUUUGGAUUUUGGAGAUGAAGCUUUUAUUAUAGAAGACCUUGAACAAGGUAACGCAUCUAAGGAAGCAUCAGGAGAUUAUGCAAAAGUGGUUGACUACAAAUCUGUUGUGUAUGAUAAAAAUACUCCAAGCACAUCAAAGCAAACCCCAAGCAAUAUAUCAAAUUUUACAGGUCAUUUUUAUGGCAAUCAAAGAGAUGAUGGUGCUUCCAUUCAGUUUAAAGGAACAAACUUUCCCCAUUCCCAAGAACUGCUCUCUGUGUUUCAUAACAUUUUUGGCUUGCAGAAGUUCCGUCACAACCAGUUAGAAGCUAUCAAUGCAGCUUUGCUAGGUGAAGAUUGCUUUGUACUCAUGCCCACAGGUGGAGGGAAAAGUUUGUGUUAUCAACUACCUGCAAUUGUAACUUCUGGAGUGACUAUUGUUGUAUCUCCAUUACGAUCCCUUAUUCAAGACCAAGUGCAGAAGUUAUGUUCUCUUGAUGUCCCUGCCAAUCACUUAUCUGGUGAGAUGAGCAAUAGCACAGCAGCUAAUAUCUACAGGCAACUGACAAUGAGAGAGCCAGGUAUCAAGUUACUAUACGUAACACCUGAAAAAAUCAGUGCCAGUGAUAAGCUUAUGUCUCUGUUUGAAGGUCUGUAUAACAGAAAACUGUUAGCCAGGUUCGUAGUGGAUGAAGCUCAUUGUGUUAGUCAGUGGGGACAUGAUUUCAGACCAGAUUAUAAGCGUCUAAAAGUGCUUCGAGAAAAGUUUCCAGGAGUUCCGAUGAUAGCUCUUACUGCCACUGCUACUCCUCGGGUUCGUAUUGAUAUUUUACACCAACUGGAUAUGAAGAAACCAAAAUGGUUUCUUCAAAGCUUCAAUCGCCCUAACCUCAAGUAUGAAAUGAGACAAAAGAAGGGGAAAUCUGCUAUACGAGAUAUUAUUGACCUCAUUAAGUCUCAGUUCAGUGGAAUGUGUGGCAUCAUUUAUUGUUUGUCUCGACGAGAAUGUGAUGAGGUAGCUCGAGAUUUAUCUGAAAAUAAGAUCAAAGCUAUUUCUUAUCAUGCUGGACUGGAAAAUGAAAACAGAAAUCAUAUACAAGAGAUGUGGUUGAAUGACAAAUGUCAGGUUAUCUGUGCUACCAUAGCUUUUGGAAUGGGUAUCGAUAAACCUGAUGUUCGAUUUGUCAUCCACUAUUCUAUGCCAAAGUCAAUAGAGGGGUUUUACCAGGAAUCAGGACGUGCUGGUCGAGAUGGAGAAACAUCUUGGUGUAUACUUUUUUACAGCUACCAGGAUGUGCAACGUAUGCGACGUAUAAUUGAAAAGGACUGUGAGAACCCCCAAGCCAAACGAACUCACUUGGAUAACUUAUACCGAAUGGUCCAGUACUGUGAAAACAAAGCAGAUUGUAGAAGAGUCCAGAUGUUGGAAUACUUUGGAGAGAUCUUUGAUAAGCAGCUUUGUAUAUCAAGUUCUAAAACCACCUGUGACAACUGUAACUCAAAGGAAACUUAUGAAAUGUGUAACGUUACUGAAGAUGCCAAAGCAAUUGUGCAAUGUGUAUUAAAUAUGGUUGGAAUUAGACGACAGAACAAUUAUACAUUGAACUAUAUUGUGGACAUUUUCAAAGGUUCAAACAAUAGUAAGAUUCAAAGCGCUGGUCAUACCAGUCUCCCUUUACAUGGCAAAGGUCAAGCUUACCAGCGUUCGGAUGCAGAAAGGUUGGUCCGUAAGCUGGUGAUGGAUGGCUUCCUUCAGGAAGAUCUAGUCAUAAACCAUAUGGACCAUGCAGCAACAUACUUACGUCCUGGGAGGCGUCACUUGGAACUGCUGAGAGGUCAGACUCAGAUAAACUUCCACAUGAAACGUGGUUCAAAGAGAUCAGACUCAGUGCAACCUGUUCCACAAAACGAAGAAGAUAAAGAAAUUCAGAAACUGAUUGAGCGUUGUUAUGCAGAUCUUGUACAGUUGAGCAAAGCCAUUGCAGCAGAACGUUGCAUACAUUACACAAAUGUGAUCAACUUAGAAGCUCUCAGACAGAUGUCCAGGGAAAUGCCCAUGACAGAAGAAGAGAUGCUUCGAAUUCCACAUAUAACCAAAGUAAUUUUUGAGAAAUAUGGUCAGCAAUUCUUGGAUGUUACACAGAGAUUCAGUGCAGAGCGUGUUGUAUUUUCAUUAGUUUUAGAUGCAGAAAAGGCUGAACAACACAACUUGCUCUUUGAUGACAAGUGGGAGGAUGAUACUCUUUUUGAUGCUGGUCCAUCAACAUCUGUUCCUGUGAGAAACAAGAGAAAAGCUAAUGGUGGAAAAGGUGGUGGAAAGCCUACAAAACGAGCCAGGAAAGGGUUCUUUAAAGGCAACCAAAAAGGAAGAAUGAAGAAAGGUGGAAACAAACAAUUCAACAAAACCAGCAAGAAGAAAUGGACAAAAACAACUAACUCUAACAAUUACAGUACCCAAGACAAUUGGAACCAAUCAACAAAAUUAGAACAAACCUCAAGCUGGCCAAGAAAACCCUUGGGUUUCCUACCGACUCCUCAGCCACAACAUAAGGUUAUUGGAAACAAGCUAAUGACUCGUUCCUUUCUUCCUCAACCAAAAUUCCUCUCAAAAGUGUAAAAUUUUAUUUUACAGAUUCAGUUUCAAACUUUCUUCAUUUUUUUUAAUUAUUAAUACUUAUCCUACACACUAAAUAUGGCACUAAAUCUUUAAAAAUAUGUUUUUACAAAGAGGUUAAAUGCACAAAGUUAUUCUGUCUUUUCAGAGCUAAUUAGCUGAGCUAUAUAUUAAGCUUUUAUGCCGGUAGAAACACGUAUUAACAAAAGUGUAUUAUUAUUUUGGUAGUUAUUGCCCCAUAAACUUCUUUCUAACAAAUUUUUUGUAACUGUUGCUUAUCCCAUUUUUUAUACGAGACAAACUUACUCUAAUUACAUGUAACAUUACCUGCUCCUUCUCAUCUGGCUUAGAACUUCAAAAGCAUCAAUCCCUAGUUAAAUAUUUAUAUCCUAAACAAUAGUAGGGCGAUAUUAAAAAAUACUAUUAUUAUCUAAAUAAAUUCAUUCUGUACAUUCUGCAAACUGAAGUUGUAUUUAUAGCCAUUUCUAAUAUUAACAUUAUCCCAUUUUUAGUUCAUAUGCUGAAGCAAAUAAGUAAUUGUACACAUGUAUUUUUUAAAUUUCAUAAGUCUUUAUGAGACUCAACUGAAUAUGUUUACAUGAAAGUAUAUUAUAGAAAUAAUUAAUAACAUCCUCAGUUAUCCUAAGAAGUGAUUUUUUCUUAUAUUUAAAUUUCAGUUUCUGACACAGAUUGAACAAUAUUGGUUAAGGACAGGAUGUUCUCUUGAACUGUAGCUAUGAAAAAACAAUUCUGUAGUUUUAGGUUAUCAAGUUAAAAGUUUACUAAUCUCAUAUGAACUGUAAUGUUGUAUUGGUGCAUAUAUGUGUAAAAAAUAUUUAAGAGUUGAUACUGUAUUUUUUUUUUAAACUGAUCAACUAUUAACAAGUUAGAGUUAGGAAAAGUUCAUAUUAAGUUUGGACUACCACAUUUUAAUUUUUCUUUAUUAGUAUUAUUGUAGCAAACUUAAAUCAUAGAUUUUUUGUACAUUUUCCACUAAAAAUGUAGGUUAAAUUGAGAAAAGAUUCAAGAUAAAUGUUUUAUUCACUAGGUUGUAAGAAUAUCCUAUUUUUAUUUCAUUUUUUGAAAUGUAAAAUAAACAUUGUCAAAUAUACAUUUU